UUUACUUAUGAAGAACCUCAGGUAACUGGAGUUGAUCCUGCAUUUGGCCCGAAAUCAGGAGGAAUCGAAGUUGUGAUCAGUGGUGGCAGUCUGAGUAUUGGGAACAGAGACGACACUGCAGUCACACUCGGUGACAGUGACUGUGCCAUCACAUACAUUAACGAUUCGAGGAUCAUUUGUAAGUCUGGAGUGUUUCUUCAAGGCAUGUCAGAAGCUGUAGUGGUUAUGAUUGACAAUGCCAGUGUCAGUAGAGAUAGGGUGGAGUUUGCUUUCAGAGAAGACCCCAUUUUCAUCAGUGUCGGCCCCCAAAGAGUCAUUCCCUCGGGUGGUAUUAAUUUAACAUUCACCGGAAUGAACUUUGAUGUUGUGGUCGAACCUGUGUUUGUUUAUACUGACGCAAGGCUGUGGGGUCUCCCAAAGUUUACCACUCAGGAACCCGAUCUGACAAAUAUCAGCUACACCGUGAGAUUUGGAGAUGCUCCGGGCCCAAACAGAACAAGAGCAGAGUUGACACUGGAAUCACGACCUGACCCAGUGUUCCCAGAAGACGGCACUGCUCUCUCUCAGACAGAGUUCUCCCCUGGCUCUGGGGCUCCUCUCACCAUCUCUGGGAUGUUCCUAGACAGUGUAGAUAGAAGUGAGAUACACGUGACAGUUGGAGGAGAGGAGUGUAAUGCCAUAAUAACAGGAGCUCAAGCUGCAGACACGUAUACAUGUUUUGUACCAAGGGAUCCUCUGAAUGGAGUCAACGAUGGCAAAGUUAUAGUUAUGGUUGGCCAAAAUUUGAGGUAUGAAAUUGGUACAGUGACAUAUGAAGGAGAAACUGAAGAAGGAGCUUCAAACACUGGAGCCAUUGCUGGUUCUGUUACAAGUGUCCUCGUGGUUCUGAGUGGGGCUGUUAUACUCAUCUUGGUUCUCUUUGUCGUUUUCAAGAGAAAGACUACGGCAAACGAAACUCUGCUUGCCAAUCGUUUUGCCCACCACGAGAUGGUUGAGACAAAAGGAGUGAGGCUGGAGGAGCAGGUUAAUAUUUCCUUCUAA
Messenger RNA from Geodia barretti, 1041 nucleotides. The record is from the annotation of a GenBank genome assembly. Lineage: Eukaryota; Metazoa; Porifera; Demospongiae; Tetractinellida; Geodiidae.